UUGGCGGUGAAUGCUUUCACAAUGCGGAUUUUCUUUCCAAAAAGCGGCAUAUGAAUUCGAGGGCUUUUAAGUGUGUUUGUGAAGAAAUUUGGGAUUUUUGAAUAAAGAAACAAUGAGGGGAGAGGAGCUGAUGAUGCAAGGGGACACACCGGGAUCGAAUGGCCAAGAAGAGAGGAUUUUCGUCUCAGUUAGGGUGAGACCUUUGAAUGAGAAAGAGAUUUUGAGGAACGAUGUGUCCUAUUGGGAAUGCAUCAAUGGAAACACCAUCACGUUCAAGCACAACCUGCCGGACCGUGCCAUGCUUCCCUCCUCCUAUACAUAUGAUAGAGUAUUUGGGAGCAACUGCCCCACAAAGCGGGUAUAUGAAGAAGGAGCAAGGGACGUUGCCCUUUCAGCAGUCAGCGGUAUUAACGCAAGCAUUUUUGCAUAUGGGCAAACCAGCAGUGGAAAGACAUACACCAUGAGUGGAAUUACAGAAUAUGCAGUAGCAGAUAUAUGUGAAUACAUAGAUAUGCAUAAAGAAAGGGAAUUUAUCUUGAAGUUCUCUGCCAUGGAGAUUUAUAACGAAGCUGUCAGAGACCUCCUCAGCUCAGACAAUGUUCCACUUAGACUUCUAGAUGACCCAGAGAAAGGUACUGUUGUUGAGAGACUUACGGAGGUGACUCUGAGGGACUGGGACCAUCUGCAAAAGCUCCUUUCCAUCUGCCAAGCUGAAAGGAAGAUAGGAGAGACCUCUCUGAAUGAAACUAGCUCCAGAUCUCAUCAAAUUUUGCGACUGACAAUUGAAAGUUCUGCUCAUGAAUAUAUAGGCGCUCCAAGCACUCUUGUGGCUACAGUGGAUUUUGUUGAUCUUGCCGGUAGUGAGCGUGCUUCUCAGACAUCAUCAGCUGGUGCAAGAUUGAAAGAAGGUUCCCAUAUAAAUCGCAGUUUACUGACACUUGGAACUGUAAUCCGAAAAUUAAGCAAGGGAAGAAAUGGGCAUGUUCCUUAUAGGAACUCCAAGCUAACACGCAUUCUGCAAAACUCUCUGGGAGGCAAUGCCAGAACAGCGAUUAUUUGCACCAUGAGCCCUGCACACUGUCACGUUGAGCAAUCAAGAAACACACUCUUGUUUGCAAGUUGUGCUAAGGAGGUGACUACUAAUGCACAGGUCAAUGUGUUGAUGUCCGAUAAAGCAAUGGUAAAGCAACUGCAAAGAGAGUUGACUAGACUGGAGAAUGAGUUGAAGAGCUUGGUGUCGAAUUCCAUCACGUACGAUUUUGCUGCCUUACUGAAGGAGAAAGAUCUUCUAAUUGAAAAGAUGGGUCAAGAGAUUAAAGAAUUGACUCAGCAAUGUCAGCUUACUCGGUAUCGCAUUAAGAAUAGGCGGCAGUCAUUUGGAGAUCAGUUUUUAAGAAUUGAUGAAUAUUCUACAUUAGAGUCAUCAGAUCUCGAUCUUGGACACAGAGCCAGUGUGCAUAAUUCCAACAAGGACUACCUACAUUGUUCUGAGAAUUCUGAAGGCAACUCCCUGCUGGAUGUCAGUACUCCUGAAUUUUUUGACCCUGAUCCAUAUCUGACCUGGGAGGAGAUUGCUGAAAGAGCUGAUGCAGAAUCUGAAGAUAGUUGCAAGGAAGUUCAAUGUAUUGAAGUACUGGAGGAAUCUCCAGGAGAUCAAAAUAUAGAAGCCUCUCUUCCCUUACCUGGUCCUGAAGAACAAGUUGGACAAUUCCCCUUGAGACAGGCCAUGAAUGAAGAUGCUGUAACAUCCCCACAGAAGGGACCUAAGGAGGCAACAAAUGAAGAUGCUGUAACAUCUCCACAGAAGGGACCUAAGGAGGCGACAAAUAAAGAUGCAACAACCUCGCAGAAGGGAUCUAAGGAGGCUAUGGAUGAAAAUGUAGUGUCAUCUCCACAGAAGCGACCUGAGGAGGUUAUGAAUGAAGAUGCAGUAUCAUCCCCAGAGAAGGUAGCUAAGGAUAUGAAUGAUGUCGAUGAUGACAACACUUACAGUGAUCUGAAGCAAAGAAUUCAGAGCAUGCAAAAGGCCAUCAACCGUCUUAUCAGUUUCUGUCCUUCAGAGCAAUCUCCAUCCUCUGAAGCAUAUUUUUUGUCUAGCACUAGAAGCUUGAAAUUUGCUAGAAGCAAAAGUUGCAGGGCAAUUCUCAUGACUACUCAAUCUUCUCAUUGGUUUGAGAAGGCAGACCGGAAUGAAAACUCGCCACCUGCAGGGUCUGAGAAGGACUUCCCCAGCAUUCAAGAAGGCCCUCAGCGAAGUCUUCCUGCAUUGAAGUUUAGUGCCAGCACUGGAAAUUUUUUGAGAAAAGCUUCUCAAAAUUCUGUGAAGAGGACUUUCACAGAAGCACAGAAGAGGAGCAAAUCUGAUUCAGAGAAUGCGAAAACGCUGAAAAGCACCCUCAAUUUUACUGCAGGACAGAGUGAAGCAGCCAAACCUCAGUCCAAGAGACUAUUUGAUGAUUUGGAACGAGAUGCCGCAAUAAGGACCUAUGAGCACAGGAGCAGCAUAAAAGAUGCUGGCGUGGAUAAAGUUCUGGGUGCUCUGCAGCCUGGUUCUAAUUGGCCCUUCGAUUUUGAGAGGAAGCGGAGAGAAAUAAUUGAACUCUGGGAUGCUUGCAAUGUACCAUUGGUUCACAGAACCUAUUUCUUUCUUCUCUUCAAAGGCGAACCAUCGGACGCUGUAUACAUGGAAGUAGAGCUCAGACGGUUGUCCUUUCUUAAGGUCACAUUUUCACGUGGAAGUAGCAUAAUGAAAGAGAGGCGAACUCUUACACCAGCUUCAAGUGCGAAGGCUCUCAAUCGCGAGAGGAAAAUGUUGAGCAAGAGAGUGGGGAAGUUGUCAAAAAAGGAACGAAAACGCCUUUAUCAGAAGUGGGGUAUUGGGUUGAAAACCAAGCGAAGGAGCCUUCAAUUGGCACACCACUUAUGGAAGGUGCCAAAGGACAUGAACCAUGUGCAGGAGAGUGCUGCCCUUGUUGCGAAGUUGGUGGGAUUUGUAGAAACAUGUCAAGCCCCCAAGGAGAUAUUUGGACUCAGCUUCUUAACCGGGCCGCUAAACCGGAGAACGUUAGAUGGAAACAAAGUUUGUCUCCUCCCUCGUAAGCUUUUUGGAACUAGGAAGGUACCAGCUAUGUUCAAAUAUCUCCUGCUUCUUACCAGAUAGCCCACCUCAACUUA
Molecule: messenger RNA, 3174 nt
Organism: Alnus glutinosa
Lineage: Eukaryota; Viridiplantae; Streptophyta; Magnoliopsida; Fagales; Betulaceae
Product: kinesin-like protein KIN-7F
Exons: 12
Coding region: 113-3160 (1015 amino acids)
Biological process (GO): microtubule-based movement
Molecular function (GO): microtubule motor activity; microtubule binding; ATP binding
Source: RefSeq, a predicted model, not a curated record